This is a messenger RNA of Colletotrichum godetiae, 2175 nucleotides long. Its product is annotated as para-nitrobenzyl esterase. The coding region runs from base 277 to 2079 and encodes 600 amino acids. The record is from RefSeq and is a predicted model, not a curated record. The transcript has a single exon. Lineage: Eukaryota; Fungi; Ascomycota; Sordariomycetes; Glomerellales; Glomerellaceae.
CUUGUUUUUCCCCUCGCUGAAUGACAUCGAUCUGCGCCAUUCUAGCGUGCUCGUUGCCCCAGUCGCUCGGGACUUCUCCGCUGUGCGGGCUCUGUGAGUGCCUGAGUCAAGGAAUCUACCUCUGUUAAACCUCUCAUCUUGACCGAUCAAUGCUUCGAAUGGGUUAAUGCUGUCUCCGUCGAGCGGCGAGAGGUUGCUUUCUGAGCGGGUCGCCAGGAAAUUGUCUCCUUGAUAGCAAGAAGCGGAGGGGCAAAACGACAACGAGGGCAUUCAAAAAUGCGUUUAAAGCUCCGCGAUGGCCGGCCCUGCCUCUCGGUGGUGGUGUGCACUCUUUUUGCCAUCUUCUCUUGCGGUCAAGCAACAGCAGUAUCCGGAGACGAAAGAUCGAGCACGUCGCCAAACAUGAAGUUCUCCACGUCCUUCAAUACGCUCUUUGCGGCGUCGCAAGUCGCCAUUGCGCCAGCUGCCGCCGCGUACAACCCCGUCGAACUCAAGGGCUACGGCAAGUUCACCGGCACCGUCGUCAACUCGACCUACAGCGGCCGCGCUCUCCCCGCCCCCGUCGACGCCUGGCUCGGCAUCAACUACUCAACGCAGCCGGUUGGCGAGGGCCGCUUCAACCCCGUCACCUGGCCCGCAUCCUUCAACGGUACCAAAGCGGCGACAAAGUACGGCAAGACCUGCGUCCAGGACCCGACUUCGACCGAUGUCAGCACCCAAGAUGAGGCCUGCCUCAACUUCAACGUCUACCGUACGCGUGGUAUCCCGCUCGACCAGAAGACACCUGUGUUGGUCUGGAUUCACGGCGGCGCGUUCUAUGCGGGCAGCUACAAGAGCUUCGACGGCGCUGCGUUCGCCGCCUCAUCAAAGCAGCCCAUCACCGUUGUCAACUUCCAUUACCGCAUCAACUCGCUGGGUUUCCUGCCUUCGGCUCUCUUCGACGAGGAAGGACUGCUGAACCUCGGUAUGCGCGAUCAGCACUUCUUCCUCCAGUUCGUGCAGAAACACAUUGCCGCAUUCGGCGGCGACCCGGACUCCGUAACCAUCGGCGGUCGCUCUGCUGGUGGCCACUCCGUCGGCAUCCUCUACUUUCACAACUACAAUGAGGAUGAGAACAAGCCUCUCUUUGCAAGAGCCAUUCACCAGUCUGGUGCCGUAACCGCUCGUGCGUUUCCCAAUGCCACAUACCCGCUCUACAUCAAGCAGUACGAGGAGUACAUGAACUACCUCUCCUGCCCACUCGACGCCGACAACGCCGCGACCCUGGCCUGCCUCCGUGCCGCGGAUGUUGAUGCGAUCCGCAACAUCAGCACCAAGCUGUACAACGACUACGAUCCGGCUCUGACUUGGCCAUUCCAGCCCACGCAAGGCGGCCCUCUGCUGGAGAAGUUUGGCUCGCAGUCAGGCUACGAUGGCACAUUCUUCAAGGUCCCCGUCAUCACGUCUAACGUCAACGACGAGGCCAAGUACUACAUGGCCGGCGACAAGGAGACGAACCAGGAGUUCCUCGACUACCUUCACAACAUCUCCCCUGCCCUCAACAGCACCGACCUGCAGCUCCUUGAGGACCUCUACCCGGACCCCGCCACGCACCCUGACUCUCCUUUUGCCAACUCUCCCAACAGCACGCAGUACAACCGCCUCUCGGCCGCAUGGAGCGACUAUGCGUAUAUCUGCGCUGGACAGGAGACGGCGUACCGCGCCUCGAUUGCUGGCGUGCCGACGUGGAAGCUUCAUUUCAACACGAACAACUCGUGGCCGGCGUGGAGGGGUAUUCCGCAUACCGCCGACACGAAGUACACCUGGGACGAGCCGGUUGUGCAGUACCCCGAGGUCAGCCACAUUUACCACGGUUACCUUUCCAGCUUCGUUCUGUCUGGUGACCCGAAUACCUUCAGAUAUCCUGGUAGCCCCGAGUGGCCUCAGUACAAGCCCACAGGCUACGGGCUUGAGUCGGAGCCUGCGCUGCAGCUUAUCGUUCAGCCUAAUAAUGGAACCAAGGUUGAGAAGGAUGAUAUUCGGAGGGAGGCAUGCCUUUACUGGAGAGAUCCGGAGAGAGCUCCCCGCCUCAACAAGUAAAGAUAGAAAAUAUUGACAAUGUAAAUCAACAUACGCGUCGCGAUUGACGCAUGUACAUUUCAAAGUGACGACUAAUAGUUGAAGGGUCAUGUUUCC